CCAGGCUGACGGUUUGGUUGUUAGUCAGUUGAUUCCCCCAUGGCUCUCAAGGCUUCCCCCGAACGUAAGGGACUCUGAUCGGGAGGUGAGAACGGUGAACCGCCAGCCGCCACGAAACUCGUCCACAGCCUCGACGACACGCACUUUUCGACACGCACUUCUCCGGACAGGAACGGCGAGCUGACAUGGCCCGCGUCUUCAGCCCGGUCUUCGUCUCCAAAGCCGGAACAAACGGCGAGAUGGUGCCCAAAUUCGACAGCCCGGUCACGCUCACCGUCGAUUACGACCCCCAGGGAUUCAGCGCCAAGCUCAAGAAAGAUCCUUCAGACAUGAAUGUGUUACUAGAAUUCCCUAUCCAUAGAUUCACUGAAUGCUCAAGGAUAGGACAAGUUUGUUAUAUAUUUAUGCUCGAUGGUGAAAGCACGCUACUUAGGUUUAAAGAUGAAUAUGAAAUGAAAAAAUUUCAUGCAUUAGUGAAUGAAGUUAAAAUUGGCAAAGGGACUUCGGUUUUCUCAGAGCGCACUGAUGAUUCAUCUGCUAUACAAUAUUUUCAGUUUUAUGGAUACCUUUCACAACAACAAAAUAUGCUGCAAGACUAUGUUAGAACAAGCACCUAUCAAAAGGCAGUACUUUCAAACAGUGAAGACUUCCGCGACAAAGUUGUUUUAGAUGUUGGAGCAGGCAGUGGAAUUUUAUCUUUUUUUGCUGUUCAGGCCGGUGCCAAAAAAGUGUAUGCUGUUGAAGCUAGUUCAAUGGCACAGCAUGCAGAAGCUUUGGUGGCAGCAAAUAAUUUUCAAGACAAGAUUAAAGUAAUUGCUGGGAAAAUAGAAGAAAUCGACCUUCCAGAACAAGUUGAUGUCAUUAUAUCAGAACCUAUGGGAUAUAUGCUAUAUAAUGAAAGGAUGCUAGAAACGUACUUGCAUGCAAAAAAAUGGCUAAAACCCGGAGGAAUUAUGUUUCCAAGCAAGGGAGAUCUUCAUAUUGCACCGUUUAUGGACGAUGCACUUUUUAUAGAACAAACUAAUAAGGCUAGUUUUUGGGUACAGACUUGUUUUCACGGUGUCGAUUUAAGUGCCAUGAAAGAUGCCGCAACGAAAGAAUACUUUCGACAACCAAUUGUGGAUACGUUUGAUAUGAGAAUAUGCAUGGCAAAAUCGAUAAGGCAUUCUGUCGAUUUCACAGUAGCAGAAGAAUCCGACCUACAUAAAAUUGUUAUUCCGUUAGAAUUUUACAUGCUUGAAACUGGAACUGUUCAUGGCCUUGCAUUUUGGUUCGAUGUCGCCUUCACCGGAACAAAUCAAACAGUGUGGCUAUCGACUUCACCGACUGAAGCAUUAACUCAUUGGUACCAGGUUAGGUGUUUGCUGGAGUCUCCUCUGUUUGCGAAAGCGGGUCAACUGCUCACAGGAACCGUCACUCUCCAAGCAAACCAAAGGCAAAGUUAUGAUGUAACGAUUGACCUUGCAAUCGAAGGUGUCGAUAAUCUGCGAUCUGUGAACACAUUAGACUUGAAAAACCCGUACUUCAGGUAUACCGGUCAACCUGUUGUCCCUCCACCAGGUACAAACACAAUAUCACCGAGUGAAGCUUACUGGAGUGCACUUGAUGCACAAGGUGCGAGGCAAGCUGUAAACAUGGUCAAUGGGAUUUCUGUGAACGGCCUUGGAGAAGUUUCAUUGGAUGGAACGGCAAAUCAGAAUGGCACUAACCUUAUAGGCCUAGUUUCCCAACCAAAUAUUCAUCCUGGUUCUAUUACAAGUACUGGAAGACAACGAGCAAGCACUUUUUGCCAGGGAACACAAACUCCAAAUGUCGCCGGAGUUGGUGGUAUUAUUACGCCAACAAUCUUUUCCGCUCCAACAGCAAGUCAACUUGUGAUAGGUCAGGCGUCACACUUCCCCGUGAACAACAGCUUAAUGAUUGGAGAUUAUGUUACUCCUGGUAACAAUGUUUUAAGUGUCCAUGGUUAUAGACAGUGAUCACUACUUAUUCAUAAUUUAGAGAUGAAAAUGCAGUGUCAUCGAAUAAAUCUUUGAAAUUAAAGUGUUACGAUAGAUUGUUCAAUUUGCAAAUUGUUAAUUUAUUAAAUGAAAUUAAGAAAAGCUAUGAACUCAAAAAUAAAAUCUAUAGGGAAUGAAACUUAAUUAGUAAGUUACUAUUGCCUUAAAUUUAAGUCACGUCCCACUGUUAUUAUUGUUAUCCACUUUUCUGUUUUUAUUUUAUUAUUUUUAAUUUUGUCUAUCUGUGGGAUAUUUUUGCCUGAAGUAUUAAAACAUGAGCUCAAUUAUAAUUUUAUUUGCUAAUUCAAUUCGUUGAAUAUUGUGUAUUUUUACACACACUUGUGAUGUAUUGUAAUUAAUUAUAAAUAGCUUAAGCCGGUUAGAGCAAAUUGUAUGGAUAUUUAAAAAAUGUAAACGUAAUGAUAACAAGACAUAUUUUGUUUAUUGUAUUUUACAUUAUUAUAUUUCACUGUUCCUUAUAAUUAAUUUUUUUAAAAUAAUUGAGUAAAAUGAAAUAUUUAUAAAGCCAGGUGCUUGAUAGUAAGAGAUGAAAAAUGUAGCUCUUUGGUAUUUUGUGUGUAUGAAAUUCCCCAUAAGGCGUAGUCGCCUCUGUGAUAAAUAGAAGUACGAUUUAUUUAGGCUCAUACCCAUUUAAGCAAUAGUUUUGAAUACAGUUAGAGGGUUUCACUAAUUUAGAGGUAGAAAUUAAUGGUUGUUUAGUGAUAAGAUUUCUUGGUCUUGUUUACAAUCAACACCUGGCAGUCGCUUUUAUUUUUCUAAACGACACUGAAAAAAUUUACAUAGUGCAAAAUCAUUCAGGUCCCACUAGGCAUGGAUUUUAACAUUAACGAGAAAAAUAUAAAUUUUCUUGAAGGUAUUUUAAUUUUAAGGUUGUACAUACAAAACAAUUUUUUGUGUGAUCAGAUCGAGUCAUUUAAUUCACGGUCGAUCAACAAAUUGACGAUUUUUUUGUUUCUUUUGAAAAUGAAAUUAUUUAUAAUUUAAAAUAAUGUCUCAAAUGCACAUCUAGUGAGACCGCUGCCUUAUAUUAUUUGUACAUUAUAUUUUUAGCAAGACCUUGUGUCUUAUAAUUUAGUUUUGUGAAUUAUAUUUAUAUUUGUGAUUGUUAAUAAUGUAAAAAUAGUGAAAUUUUUUAAUUUUACAUUAUGGUUUUGCAUGGCGUAACACUCCUGUAUAUAUAUUUGUGUCCAAACUUUCUUAUCGAAAAGCUUUCAUCUUUUAAAAUUUUUUAGACUAUCGACUUGUAAAUUAAUUAUAUGUUGGAUAUUUUUUAAUACUACAUAGAUUGAGAUCCAAAUUCUACAAAACACUGUAUAAAGAAUUUUUUCGAUAUUCGAGUGUAAUUUGGUUUUGCAAUUUGUAUUCAUUAGGAUUGUAUUUGUGUGCCCUUCAUACUUGAAGAAUUACAAUAGUUUUAUUUAA
This is a messenger RNA of Cimex lectularius (bed bug), 3443 nucleotides long. RefSeq names its product histone-arginine methyltransferase CARMER (gene Art4). NCBI's taxonomy places the organism in Eukaryota, Metazoa, Arthropoda, Insecta, Hemiptera, Cimicidae. Gene Ontology annotation, molecular function: protein-arginine N-methyltransferase activity. The transcript has 12 exons. Gene Ontology annotation, biological process: peptidyl-arginine methylation. Bases 186 to 1979 code for a protein of 597 amino acids. The record is from RefSeq and is a predicted model, not a curated record.